This is a messenger RNA of Xiphophorus couchianus (Monterrey platyfish), 3553 nucleotides long. RefSeq names its product oculocutaneous albinism II (gene oca2). NCBI's taxonomy places the organism in Eukaryota, Metazoa, Chordata, Actinopteri, Cyprinodontiformes, Poeciliidae. Gene Ontology annotation, cellular component: melanosome membrane. Gene Ontology annotation, biological process: melanin biosynthetic process; melanocyte differentiation; transmembrane transport. The record is from RefSeq and is a predicted model, not a curated record. The transcript is spliced from 24 exons. The coding region runs from base 283 to 2805 and encodes 840 amino acids.
CCCUCUUUUGCUGGGGAGAGCGCAGGAGAGAAGAAACUCCUCACCUUCUCUUGUUUUCAACCACGCCUCUGUGCUCUGACUUUACUGCAGCCUCCUCAUCCCACCCCCAACACAAAAAAAGUAUUAAUCAAACAAAAAGUUGAAAAUAAUUUGGAUUACUGAAAAGUAAAGUUUUGCAGCAGAUAUUUUUUUUAAAUUCAGAUCCAACACAUCGUUCCUACCUGCGCCUUCAACAUCAUCUAGAGCGACUUUUUUUUUGUGUGCAUCUCUCAAGGCCUCAGAAUGUAUCUGGAGAACAAAAGCAACCUGGAGAUUGAAAUGUCUCAGACUACGGCCGCGGGCCAUCAGGGCAGGAGCGGCCUCAGGUCGCCGGAGGCCGUGCCGGGGAACUUUGGGGAGCUGCGUCUGCUUCAGGGGAUCUCAGAGAGAGGAGACACCCAGAAGCUGCAGCCUGCAGGACAGUGCAUCAUCCAUGCUGAGGACCUGGUUCCGGUUCGGCAAGAGAACGGUUUCAGGAACAACUUCAAUGCUGUCAACUUUCUCAGAGGAAAAGCCAAUUCAGCCAACCUUACAGAACGGUCGCCUCUGCUGCGAUUCUCCCAAGAUGACGGUAUUACGUACAUGACAGUACAUGAGCCCAGCUUCGUUGGAGUAGAGGAGCCAUGGGACAACUGCUGCAUGGACACAGAGAGACGUUAUCGCCUGGGCAGCGAGGUGGCCGGCCUGUCGCGCUCCAACUCCUCAGAAAAGUACGAGACACUGGAAAACUUGAACCGCAGCUUCAGACUCACCAGCAGUAUAAAAUGCUGCCUCAGAGUGUCCAAGGUUGUGGCUAUAUUUGCGAUUGUUGUUCUCUCCAGUCUGUUCUUCAGUAUGUACCCGGAUCGGGACAACCCCUGGAGGAUGCUGGCCGUCUCUCCGACAGACAGCUUCUCCAUGAACGUGACAGACUUUCGGGAUAACGCCUUGCUGAAGUUACAAGUGGCGGGGCCUUUUGCAGGAAGGGCUGUGGACUCCGCCUCCCAGGAGUUCAUCCUGAUCCAGGUGGAGCAGGCUGAGGAGCCGGGGCAGCGGAGGAGGAGGACUCAGCAGGUGACUCAUAACUGGACCAUUCCCCUACAUCCUGAACGGAGUGACCAGAAGGUGUCAACAAGAACCUUUGAGAUGCUCAGCAGUGACCCCAUCGUCAUCACGAUUCAGGCCUCCCUGCAGGAUAACGACGUGGUGCCUCUGUCCAUGACCCACCAAUCGCUCUACGUUACGAAGGAGACGCAGGUGGCUAUAGCGGGAAUCAUCCUGGCCGGGGUCUAUGUUCUCAUCAUCUUUGAGAUUGUGCAUCGCACUCUGGCUGCCAUGUUGGGAUCCUUAGCAGCUUUAGCCGCCCUGGCUAUCAUUGGUGACAGACCCAGCCUGGUCACUGUGGUGGAGUGGAUUGACUACGAGACGCUGGCUCUGCUGUUUGGCAUGAUGGUGCUGGUGGCCAUUUUUUCAGAGACAGGCUUCUUUGAUUAUUGUGCGGUGAAGGCCUACCAGUUAUCCAGAGGGAGGGUGUGGCCUAUGAUCAUCAUCCUGUGUCUGAUUGCUGCCAUUCUGUCUGCCUUCCUGGAUAAUGUGACCACCAUGAUGCUUUUCACUCCUGUCACCAUCAGGUUGUGUGAGGUGCUUAAUCUAGACCCCAGACAUGUCCUGAUUGCAGAAGUAAUCUUCACCAACAUCGGAGGGGCCGCCACAGCUGUCGGAGAUCCACCCAACGUGAUUAUCGUGUCCAACCAGGGCCUGCGCAGAGAAGGAAUAGACUUUGCCAGCUUCACAGGCUACAUGUUUCUUGGAAUAUGCCUCGUCCUGCUCACCUCAUUCCCUUUCCUCAGGAUGCUCUACUGGAACAAAAAACUUUACAACAAAGAGUCCAUUGAAAUAGUUGAACUGAAGCAUGAGAUCCUGGUCUGGAGGCAAACGGCUCAGCGCAUUAACCCGGCCAGCCGGGAGGAGACAGCUGUGAAAUGCCUUCUGAUGCAAAAAGUGCUCAACCUGGAAAAUCUGCUCCGCAAGAUGAUGAAAACCUUCCAGAGACAAAUUUCUCAGGAGGAUAAAAACUGGGAACAAAACAUUCAGGAGCUGCAGAAGAAGCACAGAAUAACAGACACGGUUCUGUUGGUGAAAUGUGCCUCCGUCCUUGCUGUGGUGAUCUUCAUGUUCUUUCUCAACUCCUUUGUUCCCAGCAUUCAUCUGGAGCUGGGUUGGAUCGCCAUCCUGGGGGCCCUUUGGCUCCUAGUUCUGGCCGACGUCCAGGACUUUGAGAUCAUCCUGCACCGGGUGGAGUGGGCCACUCUGCUGUUCUUCGCGGGCCUCUUUGUUUUAAUGGAGGCUUUAGCCCAGCUGCAGCUUAUCGAUUAUAUUGGAGAGCAGACUGCGCUGCUGAUAAAAGCGGUGCCAGAGGACCAGCGCCUGGCUGUGGCCAUUAUCUUGGUGUUGUGGGUCUCCGCUCUGGCUUCUUCUCUCAUCGACAACAUUCCCUUCACUGCCACCAUGAUCCCAGUUCUCAUCAACCUGAGUCAGGAUGUGGACGUCAACCUCCCGGUGAAGCCUCUCAUCUUUGCCUUGGCUAUGGGGGCCUGCCUCGGUGGAAACGGCACGUUGAUCGGGGCGUCAGCCAACGUCGUGUGUGCAGGCAUCGCCGAGCAACAUGGAUACGGUUUUUCCUUCGUGGAGUUCUUCAAGCUGGGGUUCCCCAUGAUGGUGAUGACGUGCCUGGUUGCCAUGUGCUACCUGCUGGCCACACACAUCGGCCUGGGAUGGAACAUGUGAACCGCGCCGGCCAAAGAGACGGAGUGCGUUGGCACACGUGCGUGUACGUUUACGUACGGGCGUGUAUGCGUGUGUGUAGCCACUCCUCUAGGAGUUGCAGCUCACUGUAAAUGUGAUGUGUAAGCUGACCGACCAAUCAGAUUACAAGCAGAACAUGAAGCACUGCAGCCAUGUUUUUUUUGUUUGUUUGUUUGUUUUUUUUUUUAAAGCGUGGGGGAUGUGUGGACCAUCAGAUUUACAAGAGUUUUGAACAAAAGCCGACUCUGAGAGAAGCGUUUCUUGGCUGCACUUCAUAUCUGUGUUCGUGGUGCUACGGCGUCAGAGGGAACAGCAGCUGCCGUCUGCCGUCUCUCCUUUGGAAAUCUGUUUACAAAAGACGUCAAAUGAUUUCUUCAAUCACUUAUUGUAACCCUUUAAUGAAAUAUACAACUAGAGACUGCUGAUUGAUUGUUUUGUACCAAUUGAAACAUCUGAAGAAAGGCCCAGUGAAAGGGAUUUUAUACCAGUUUAUGUCUGUAUUUCACUGUUACGAUAUACGAAAUUUUCAAAGCAAUAAUUUGUUUUUCAGAUUUCUCUGAUUGUGUCCGGUCAUUUUAAUUGUACUGAUUGGUCCCAGACUGGGUCUGUCACCCUGUCAAGCUCUGGUUGUUUUCUGUAUUUCUUGUACGGCUCAACAACACGAACGUCUUCUGUGUUCUCCAAAUAAACGUUUCAGAAGACGAAUAAUAAAUGGUGUCAUAUCUCUGGA